Messenger RNA from Spirometra erinaceieuropaei, 444 nucleotides. The record is from the annotation of a GenBank genome assembly. Lineage: Eukaryota; Metazoa; Platyhelminthes; Cestoda; Diphyllobothriidea; Diphyllobothriidae.
AUGAUCUUCGCUGCCCGUCAACUUCAGGAGAAGUGUCAGGAGAUGCGGACCCACCUGUACUCUACCUUCGUGGACAUGAGGAAAGCCUUCGACACGGUGAAUCGUGAAGGACUGUGGAAGAUCAUGCAGAAAUUCGGCUGUCCGGAGCGAUUCACUCAGAUGGUGCGUCAGCUGCACGACGGUAUGAUGGCGCGAGUCACGGACAACGGAGCCGUCUCAGAGGCAUUCGCAGUGAACAAUGGUGUGAAGCAGGGCUGCGUACUGGCGCCUACCCUCUUCAGUUUUAUGUUCUCUGCCAUGCUGAUGGACGCCCACCGCGAGGAACGCCCCGGGAUCCGCAUCGCCUACAGGACGGACGGUCAUCUUCUGAAUCAACGGCGGAUGCACUUCCAAUCGCGCGUAUCCACAACCACCGUUCACGAACUCCUCUUCGCCGACGAUUGA